GGAUUGGCGGGGCGCCGCUCUCUGGGCCGGGCAUAGAGGCGGUAAGAGGACUUGCGGCGGGCCACUUCGGCUUCUUCUCCGGCCUGUUCUCUACGCGGCUUCCCGCGCGUCCAGUCGGCCACCAUGGGGAAGCGAGAUAAUCGUGUGGCCUACAUGAAUCCAAUAGCAAUGGCCCGGUCAAGGGGUCCAAUCCAGUCUUCAGGACCAACAAUCCAGGAUUAUCUGAAUCGACCAAGGCCUACCUGGGAGGAAGUAAAGGAACAGCUGGAAAAGAAAAAGAAGGGCUCCAAGGCUUUGGCUGAGUUUGAAGAAAAAAUGAAUGAGAAUUGGAAGAAAGAACUAGAAAAACAUAGAGAAAAAUUAUUAAGUGGAAAUGAGAGCUCAUCCAAAAAAAGACAGAAAAAGAAAAAAGAAAAGAAGAAAUCUGGUAGGUAUUCAUCUUCUUCUUCAUCGAGCUCUGAUUCUUCCAGCAGUUCUUCAGAUUCUGAAGAUGAGGAUAAAAAACAAACAAAAAGAAGGAAGAAAAAGAAGAGCCGUUGCCAUAAGUCUCCCGAGACCUCAGUGUCGGCCUCAGACUCAGACAGCAAGGAUGGUUCAAAAAAGAAAAAGAAGUCAAAGGAUGUAACUGAAAGAGAAAAGGACACUAAAGGACUCAGCAAAAAGAGAAAGAUGUAUGAAGAUAAACCAUUAUCAUCUGAGUCGCUGUCAGAGUCAGACUGCGGAGAGGUGCAAGCAAAAAAGAAGAAAAGCGGUGAAGAGCGAGAGAGAACAACAGACAAAGCCAAAAAGAGAAGGAAGCAUAAGAAGCACAGCAAGAAGAAGAAAAAGAAGGCUGCCAGUUCAAGCUCAGACUCACCGUAGCGUCAGGAAGACCAGGGUCCUUACAGAGUGCAAUGUCAAAGGAGCUCUCAACUGUGAAGAUGAUGACAUACUUAGUAACGUGCAUGAAUUCCCUUGUUUUUAGACUUGUCCUGGACUAGUCAGUAGCCACUUGGAUUCCGCUGUGUGAAGGGCCAUGAUUGUUGCCUGCUGCUUGAACACCUUAUCCUCUUCCAGUGUUUGGUGACUCUGGGAGAUAGUACUUUGCAGUCAUACUAGUGGUUAAGAUAUUUGGAAUAAAGCUAAU
Mastomys coucha (southern multimammate mouse) is the source of this 1126-nucleotide messenger RNA. RefSeq names its product family with sequence similarity 133 member B (gene Fam133b). The transcript has 11 exons. The record is from RefSeq and is a predicted model, not a curated record. Bases 124 to 861 code for a protein of 245 amino acids. Lineage: Eukaryota; Metazoa; Chordata; Mammalia; Rodentia; Muridae.